This is a messenger RNA of Blastomyces dermatitidis ER-3, 384 nucleotides long. RefSeq lists its product as uncharacterized. The coding region runs from base 1 to 384 and encodes 127 amino acids. NCBI's taxonomy places the organism in Eukaryota, Fungi, Ascomycota, Eurotiomycetes, Onygenales, Ajellomycetaceae. The record is from RefSeq and is a predicted model, not a curated record. The transcript has 2 exons.
AUGUAUCCCCUGCGGGUUUCGAACCCACGCGCCUUGGUUUCCCAAGCCAAGGCGCUACCAGGUGGCCGCAUUAACUAUUCGGCCACUGAGGCUGUUCACUUGCAUGGAUCUCAGCAGCCUAUUAUUGUCAGUAGUAAUGUGAGGUUUCUGAUCACUGGAAAACCGGUUGUUACAUCUGUGAAACUCAUCAAUUAUAUUGUUAAACUGAAGCCUGAUAUUCAUCUGAUUGAUGAUGAAGACAUCUCUGACAUUAAUGAUCUGAAUUCUACAUGGUUGCAGCCCGCGAAAUUACUGACUACUUACACUUUAAGUCUCAUUACAGGCAACCUUCUGAAGUUCUACAAGAAUGCCACAUCUCAGUCAGAGAGAGUAGAAGAUUAUUGA